Messenger RNA from Salvia miltiorrhiza (redroot sage), 821 nucleotides. RefSeq lists its product as uncharacterized. Gene Ontology annotation, molecular function: beta-glucosidase activity. The coding region runs from base 1 to 711 and encodes 236 amino acids. The transcript is spliced from 3 exons. Gene Ontology annotation, biological process: glucan catabolic process. Lineage: Eukaryota; Viridiplantae; Streptophyta; Magnoliopsida; Lamiales; Lamiaceae. The record is from RefSeq and is a predicted model, not a curated record.
AUGGCGCUGUUUCUGGGAAUCCCUAUCAAGAAAAUGCAUGCUAACCAGAAUCAUCGGGAAGCAGUGAGGAGGUCACUAGUGCUUCUGAAAAAUGGUAAAUCUGCAAAUCAGCCCUUGCUCCCCCUUAAAAAGGAUGCCCACAAAGUACUAGUUGCAGGAACUCAUGCAGAUAAUCUUGGAUAUCAAUGUGGAGGCUGGACAGUUAAAUGGCAGGGCCGGGUGUCAAAGGCAAUUAUCUCAUACUUGCUGAUUUCUCGUUUAUCUGCAUUUUCAGGAACUACAGUCUUAAAUCCUAUCAGAAAGACAGUAGACCCUUCUACUCAAGUUGUCCACAUUGAAAACCCUACCAUAUGUGUUGUGGGUGAGGUGCCAUAUGCUGAGGAAUAUGGAGAUAGCAAAAAUCUAACUAUAAUUGAACCAGGUCCAAGUGCUAUCAGCAAUGUCUGCGGGGUUGUGGUCAUAUCUGGACGUCCGGUUACAAUUAAGCCCUACCUUGACAAGAUAGACGCACUUGUGGCAGCAUGGCUGCCAGGAACAGAAGGCCAAGGUGUAGCUGAUGUCCUAUUUGGUCAAUAUGGUUUCACUGGAAAACUUCCUAGGACUUGGUUCAAAUCAGUCAACCAGCUCCCCAUGAAUGCAGGUGAUCCACAUUAUGAUCCUCUGUUCCCAUUCGGAUUUGCUUUGACGACUAAUCAUAGGCAAGGGACCUAAAUCUUUAGUAAUACUUACUUAGUAUAACUAGCAUCAAUGCAGUAAAUGCAAUCCUCUGCAUCAGAACACAUUCACAAUAUGCAUAACUCAUACAAAAGGCGCUGCCUCUG